GCGGCAGGAUACAUGGAGAACAAACUGUCAUCCAACGCUGGACCGCCUGACAGGUCUCCCGUACACAAUCCAACUAGCCGCAUCCCGACAACCCAGAAUGGCAGUGCCGGAUCCCCCCGGCAGCAACAGCAACCACACAAUGCACAGCAGCAGCAACAGCAGACACAGCAGCCGAGGCCACAAACGCUGACGCCGACGCGGGAAUCCGCUGCCAAUGGGUCGAUGGCGAUGCAGACGCUCGUCCUGACGGUGAACAAGGAUGCGACCGGGUACGGCAUGAAGGUGUCCGGCGAUAAGCCCGUGUUCGUGGAGAGCGUUAAACCGGGCGGUGCGGCACGGCGGGCUGGGUUAAUGCCGGACGAUAUGAUACUGAAGGUCAAUGGAACAUCCGUGCGAGCAUUAACCCACACCUACGUUGUGGAACUGAUCAAAGCAUCGGACACCGUUGAGCUAACCGUGCAGCGUGGCAGCAACAGAAUGCAGCGACCAUCGCCAUCGACCAACUCCAUCGCCCCGAUGACGCCGGUUGCGCAACGGAACAGCAUCACCGCUCCACAGCCCGUUGAUUGUGCAAAGCAACGGGAGAUGGAGGUACACAAAAUUAACACGCUACAGAUGAUGCUCGAGCAGGUGAAGAUAAACCGUGAUAAUCUUAUCGCCAGCAACAAAUCGGAAGAGGUAGCCCGGGCCGACGCGACGAUCCAGAAGCUAGAGAAGGAGCUGCAACAGAUGCUUGGCGAACACGGCUCAUAUCCGGCAUUCAGCCCAUCGUCGCUCAGCUCACCACCACUGUUUCCGCAACCGCAGCUCCCAAACAGUGGCACUACCACAACGUCGACGCCCGCCUUCCUGUCCCGGUUUCCCCGCUCGCUAUCGUCGCUGAGCCUGGGCACGAAGAAGAAAUCGUCCGACUCCAAAGAGAUAAGCUCACCGGCAGUGGCCACCCUGUUCGGGUCACCCGAGUGCUUUAGCCCAACCGAUGGUGGUCCGUUCGCGGGUGGAGGCCUGGCAGGUUCUGGUAGUGCUGCCGGUGCGGGAACACCUACCAAGACGAAGAAGUAUAGCGCAAGUAGUGCGGCCGAUCAUCACCAUCACCACCAUCUGCACGGAAACCAUCAUCACAUGAAUCGAUCCGGUCCCUUUGGUGGCAGUGGCAAACAACACCAGCACCAGCAAAGUUUAGACAUACCGCCACCACUACCCCAGCGUAACAACAUUCCAAAAAAGUCCGAAGAUAUGGUUGACAUGAUGAUGGUCGGUUCGCGACGCAACAUCCUUGUGUCGGAUCUGGAUCAUCAGCUUGUCGCACAGGACACGUCCAGUCUGCAUUCGGCCGGAUCUUCCGGGUCGGCCAGCUCGAAAGCUAGCAGCGGUGGUGGCAAAUCGUCGCGUGGCAAGAAAAAGAAUGGCGGUUCACACAAUAAUAACAAUCAUAACAGUAGUAGUAGUGGCGGAGGCAAUAAGAACAGUAACGCCAACAACAAUACAGCCAUGGAGUCUCCGUUAGGCGAUGUGAAUAUGACUAAAGGCAGUAUGGCCACGGCAACUAGUACGACAGAGCUGCAGGCAGAACCACCACCCUUGCCACCGCGACAACCUGGCAUGCUGGAGGUAGUGAACCAGAAUCUCAUAAUGAACAGCGACAACAAUGCUGGUAGUAACUGCACCAACAACGCCUCUACAGGCACACCCAAUGGCAAUAACAACAACAACAAUAACAACGGCAGCAGCGGCAUUGGUGGCCGAGGCUCGAUCGAGUUGCGCCCACCACCGAACAGUAUCAAUACGCUGAUGAACUAUCCACUUAUAACGACCUGCACCUCGGUGCGCGACAAUAUGGCCGCUGCCUUUCCGCUCUCCUACCGCCCGAACAUAGUACAUCAGAUGCAGCAGCAUCAACAAACGACCGCGAUGAACCAGCAGCAGCAGGCAGCAGCAGGCGUUAAUCAAUCCAUCAACAAGAAACAUCGACGUAUUGUGUCCUCACCGGAAAACAUCGGUUCGAAAGAUUUCGGUAUGGUGGGCGAUCAUCAUCAUCCGCACCAUUACCGGCAUCACAAAACGUCGUCCGACUCGUGGGACAAGCGUUCGGAGAUAACGCCACCGGGCACGCCGCCUCCACCGUACCUGAGCACCUCGAUGACCGGCAGUGGUAGUCCGGGCGGCGGUGUUGGUGGUGGUCAUCAGCAACACCAUCAGCAUCCGCACCAUCAGCAGCAUGGUGGUGGUCAUCUGCAUCACCAUGAGCACACCACUGCCGGUGAUCUGGCAAUAGCAAACCCUCUCAGUAGCAUUAAUAACAACAACCAUCACCAUCACAACAGUAGCAGCAUCGGAAACAAUGGCACUACCAAUACGACCGGUGGCAACAAUAACAACUUUAACAGCAUUAACAACAACAACAAUGGAGGAAGUCAUAUGAGCUCCUCUUAUCAUGCGCAUCAUCACCAUGGACAAUCACCAAUCGGAGGCACGAAUACGGGUAGUACCGUGCCGGGGAGUAUCGUGGCAGCGCAAGCUAAUGUCGCCCAAAAACCAAUCAUCUCGAUGGAAGACGACGACAUUUCGGAUCAGGAAAGUUUCAUCGAAGAAAAUAGUCCCUUCCGGUCGCUAACGCAACUGCUCGAAGCGGAAAAGUCCGUCUAUCUGGCCGUGUUCUUGAACUUUGUGCUCACCAACUCCGACCCGUCUGCGCUGCUGUUCUAUCUGAUCACGAUGCUGUACAAGGAGGGUAGCGUGAAGGAUAUGCGCAAGUGGGCGUACGAGAUUCAUUCGACAUUCCUCGUACCGGGUGCGCCGCUACUGUGUGCGAACGUGGACGAAGCGCUGGCACGCGACAUCGACGACGUGCUGCAGAAGGAGAACGACAAGGCGGAAAUACUGCGGAUGGUGUUUUGGCGCAGUCGACUGAAAGCGAAGGAAACGAUCAACCAGCAGCUGCAACAGUUUCAGACGAAGCGUACCGCUGGGUUGGGCACAAUGUACGGCCCGAACGAUCAGCUGCUGCAAAUGGCCAAAGGUGACAAGGUGAAGGAGCAACGAAUUAUUGACGAAACGCUGCUGCCUAAGCUGCAACAGUAUCUUGAUGAGCUUGAGCGUGAGUCUCCGAAGGAAGAUCCAAAGAAGUCGGCACUAUGUUCGGCUCUGUCGACCGUACUGAUGCGGUUCUUCGUUACCCGCUACAAUCCCGGCGGACCGAUCGACAAGGUGCAUCACUUCGUUAGCCGCGAGAAAAGCUUCAAAAGCCGGCUUAUGACCAAGAACCGGAAGCAAACGAUCUGUGGCCACAACUUACACCUGCAGCCGUACUACGAAGUGACGCGGUGCAAUCACUGUCAGAACAUUCUGUGGGGCGUUAGCCCGCAGGGCUACCAUUGCACUAACUGCGAAUUAAACAUCCACCGGGCUUGUGCAAAAGAUCUGAACGAAUACUGUCCUGGGCCGGCGAUACAGAAGAAUGACAGCAAAAUUACCAAACUUAUGGAGAAAAUCUCGAGUCGCAAUCAUCAUCAAGAUAAAUCUCGCCGGCAUGAUGAUGAUGCGACUGCAGACGACACAACUAUUAGUGAGCGAAGUACCAACACAUCCUUAGCCCGUCAGCCAUCGGACCGUCGUCAGGACCUGAGUGGACAGCUAGCUAACACUAGUGGCACUUCCGACCAUCUCAACAGCUCAUCGUCCGAUGCUUACGGUUACAAACAGUCCGUCGACGAUGAUCAGUUCCGUGAAAAUGUCAAAUCCAAAUCUGCUCCCGUAUCGGUAAACCGAUCCGAAUCGUACAAGGAAAGAUCGCAGAAGAAAACGCGCACCACGCGAAGGAAAACAUCCGAUCCGAGUCUAACAAAAACGGCUGAUGAACAAAAUGAGGCGUCCUCGUUGGCGAACAAUAACUAUUCCAGCAGUUCCACAUCUAGUCUUCCAUUGGCACUGGACAGUCGAUCGACCUCGCUGGAGGCGGUCAGUGGUGGCACCGGUGCAACGACUGCGGUCUCCUCGGCUGGUCCAGCAGGAACCGUCAGUGGUACAAACCCAACACACUCCCCAGCCGGUGCCUCCAUCCUUCCCACGAGUGCAUCGACCGUAAGUGGGACGAACGUAACGCAUGGCGGAACCGGUCUCGGCGGGCUGAAUGUUCCUACCGCCCGCGAAUGGAUUGACAGUGAGGACGAGGGUACGGUGGAACCGGAAGCCGACUGGAGCUCAAACAUCCCGCCCGAAAUACUCUCCUCCAUCGGCGAUCUGGAAAAGAAGCGCCAGGAAGUGAUCAACGAGAUCUACCAAACCGAGCGUAAUCACGUCCGCACGCUGAGGCUAUUGGAGGGCAUCUUCAUGCGGCCGCUGCAGGAAUCCGGUGCGUUGCCGCUCGAGCUGCUGAACUUACUGUUUCCCCACUCGCUGAUCCACCUGAAAGAUCUCCAUACCGCGUUCGAACUGAAACUGAAACAGCGGCGAAGCGAGCACGGGAACGUCGUACGUGAGAUCGGUGAUCUGUUGUUAACCAUGUUCGAUGGGCAAACUGGCGAAGAGCUGAAGGAACAUGCGGCACACUUCUGUGCCCGGCAACAGAUCGCCCUGGAGGCGUUAAAGGAACGUCGGAAAAAGGAUGAACAGCUGCAACGUCUCCUAACCAAGGCCGAAUCUCACAAAGCGUGCCGACGACUGCAGCUGAAGGAUCUGCUUCCGACGGCACUACAAAGGCUGACAAAGUAUCCGUUGCUGUUUGACAAUUUGUACAACUUUACCGUGCGUAGCUCGCCGAAGAAUGAGAGCGAGGCGCUCGCCAUCCGGAAGUCACACGAGUCCGCCAAACGGAUACUGGAUCACGUCAAUCAGGCGGUGCGAACUGAGGAGGAUAUGCAUAAGUUAUUAACAAUCCAACGCAAGCUCGACAAGAGUGGGUUAGAUAAGGAAGCUUCUAUUGAAUUUAAAAAUAUUGAUCUAACCGUACGUAAGCUAAUCCACGAUGGGCCUUUAACGAUGAAGAAGAAUCCAGGUGUACAACUGCAUGGACUGCUGUUCGAAGAUAUAAUGGUGUUGCUGCAGAAGCAGGACGACAAGUAUCUUGUCAAGUAUCACUCUAGUCCCGGGCUCGGCGGAAGCGAAAGCAAGUACGCCGAAGGCCGCUUUAAUCCGAUCACCAAAAUCCAUCUCAUACUGGUGCGACAGAGCGCCGUCGACAAAAAUACGUUCUUCCUAAUCAACACCAACGUCUCGCAGAUGCUGGAACUGACCGCACCGAGCAGCACCGAGUGCAAAACAUGGUUUAAGCAUAUAUCCGAUGCCGCCGAUGCGUACAAAGCACGUACCAAAGGAACGCAUGAGUACGGUGACGAGAGUGCCGGUGGUGCUGGUCACCCGCCGAAGGACAGCUUCGAAACCGUCACCGAGACGCAGAAGAUCGAACAAACCUCGACCCCGAUCGAGCGAUUAGAGCGCAAGGAUACGCAGUGUCGGGCGGUGAGCAGUAGUGCCGGCCACCAGCAGCAGCACCAGCAGCAACAACCGGCCCACGGUGGUCCAGGCGGACCAGCGGGUCACACGCAUCCGGUGGUGCCAGGCACUAUCGGGCUCGGUGGUCGACCGUCGGAUGAAUCGCGUCUAUCGGCCGGUCCCGGUACGGUGGCCGGUGCUAACGCCAACGAAACGGAGGAUAAUCUGGAGAACGAGGAGAAGGAAAAGUUCAAACGUACGCAGCGGCACGAAUGCAACGGACGUACGUCAGACGAUGACGAUGAGGAGCCGGACGAUGAUGAUCGAUAUCCGCGCGGUUCGAGUACGGGAGGCCGAGGUUCGAACAAUACGCGUACGAUCACGCAGCAGUGUUCGCUGGUCGCACCGAGUGAGAUCCAUGUAAGCGUGAGUGCGGCACUCACGGCCGAACCCAUCCUUACACCGGCGGAACAAUUGCGUCGCUACGAUCAACUGAUCCAGAAAACGCUCGCCAGCAAGCAGCGGGUCGUGUGCGACAUGUUCAAGGUGCCGGAUGAACAUUUCCAGGCGAUCGCCGACAUCGCUGCCCAGCCCGAAGCACCAAAGGAACCGACCGACAUUGUGCUGGCCGCAUUCUCGUACGGUCAAACAUUGAUGGAGAUCCUGACCCAGUACAUGCACGUGUCGGAGAGCCAACUGAUCAGUGCCGUUUCCACCUCGACCUGUGAUGAGUGUAGCAGCAGCGUGCAGCUGCGCGGUCGCACCACCAAGAACCACAUUCCGUCGAUUACCACCACCACCACUACCGCCGCCAAAGAAACGAUCGAAUCGACCGUACCGACGAUAGGUGGUGGUGGUGGCAUUGGUCCACCAGUGCCUUCUUCCGCACCCGCUACCACCAUCUCAUCCACAUCCGCAACCAGUUCCCCGCAACCGAUCGGUAUAGUGUCGCAAGAUCAAUCCGUCAACAUCACGGAGGAUGAGGAUGGUUAUUGCGAAAUUGAUGAAGUCCGAGCGGCCGCCGUGCUUUUGGCUGAGAAUGAAAAAGCGCGAAAGCUCACGGAAGCAUCCAAACUUGCUGCAGCCGCUGCUGCUGCUGUAGAUACCUUAGACGACGGUGGAGUUACUGGGAGUGACGUUGGUCGUGCGCCAAAAUCACCCGAGUCCCACAUAGAGAUCAAUGAGAAUUACGACUCAACGAUGAGUCCAUCCAUGACGCAAAAAUACUCUGGACCUCUGGGAGCGGAGCUAUGCGGCAAGAAUCGAUUGCUUCACGCUUCGACCGUUGCUCCAACCGUACCGUGCCAUCUGAUAGCGAACUACGUGACUGGUUUAAAUGCCCAGAUUUCGCAGCUCUUGCAUAAGAUUAAUGAAAAGGAUAUAGAACGAGAACAUCUGCGACGGGAAAAUCAGCAUCUGCGGGAGCUGCUGAAUGCAAUGCAUCAGGAACGUGUUUUAGAAUCACAGGAAACCAACCAAGAACAGCAGCAGCUCGCAUCUGGCGAUGAUCAACCGGUAGCAGCGGCGUCCUCACCAUCCUUUUCCACCGCGUGUUCGGAAGUAGCGGCGACCCCUUCUAUUCAGCCACAGCAGCAACAAUCGUUGCCACCUUCUCUACCGGAGGAUCCUACCAUCAGCCCCCACACGACCGGGCCAACCGGGAACGACAGUGCACCGACAGUGCCUACGGACUGAAG
Messenger RNA from Anopheles maculipalpis, 7127 nucleotides. RefSeq lists its product as uncharacterized. The coding region runs from base 13 to 7125 and encodes 2370 amino acids. Gene Ontology annotation, biological process: G protein-coupled receptor signaling pathway. NCBI's taxonomy places the organism in Eukaryota, Metazoa, Arthropoda, Insecta, Diptera, Culicidae. Gene Ontology annotation, molecular function: guanyl-nucleotide exchange factor activity; G protein-coupled receptor binding. The transcript has 24 exons. The record is from RefSeq and is a predicted model, not a curated record. Gene Ontology annotation, cellular component: cytoplasm.